Messenger RNA from Kwoniella mangroviensis CBS 8507, 591 nucleotides. RefSeq lists its product as uncharacterized. NCBI's taxonomy places the organism in Eukaryota, Fungi, Basidiomycota, Tremellomycetes, Tremellales, Cryptococcaceae. Gene Ontology annotation, molecular function: mRNA binding. Gene Ontology annotation, cellular component: nucleus. The coding region runs from base 1 to 591 and encodes 196 amino acids. The transcript has 6 exons. Gene Ontology annotation, biological process: mRNA export from nucleus. The record is from RefSeq and is a predicted model, not a curated record.
AUGGAUAUCGAUAAAUCACUCGACGAGAUCAUCCAAGCUAAGCCCAAGUUGAGGAGAGGUGGCAAGCGAGGCGGUGGUGCUCCCACAUCUGCUCGUGCUCGAUACGCUUCUGCUGUUCCCAAAGCCGCUGCUCAAGCUGCCGCUCCAGCUAAACCUCUCACCGCCGAGGCCAUCAAGAUCAUCAUUAGUAACCUUCCUCAAGAUGUAACAGAAGCUGCUGUCAGGGAUCUCAUGCAAUCUACAGUCGGUCCGGUACGAACCGUACAAAUGUCAUACAAUGCUACUGGUAAAAGCACCGGUGUCGCCACCGUAGUGUUCAAGAACAGAGGAGACGCCAACAAGGCUCACGCUGCUUGUGAGAUGAUCGACAACCAACGUCCCAUGAAGGUUGAAAUCGCCAUUGACCCUAAUCAAGCUCAAUCUUUGGCAUCUCGUGUUGCCGCUGCUCCUCCUGCUCGAGGUGCUGCCAACCCCCGUGGUCGAGGACGUGGUCGAGGUGGAGCCAGACCUCGAAAUCCUAGACCUGCUAAGAAGACGGCCGAAGAGCUCGACGCGGAGAUGAAUGCCUACAAGGAAACCGGAACUGCUUAA